CUGCCCCGUCCGCCCCGCAGAGGCCGCCGGGGCCGUGGAUGCGGAGGGCGCGCCGCCCGGCCGGCCGGGCGCACAGGCGGCCGCGAUGAGGGUCAACGAGAAGUACUCGACGCUCCCGGCCGAGGACCGCAGCGUCCACAUCAUCAACAUCUGCGCCAUCGAGGACAUCGGCUACCUGCCGUCCGAGGGCACGCUGCUGAACUCGCUGUCCGUGGACCCCGACGCCGAGUGCAAGCACGGCCUCUACCUCCGGGACGGCAGACGCAAGGUGGACUACAUCCUAGUGUAUCACCCCAAGAGGCCCUCGGGCAGCAGGACCCUGGCCAGGAGGGUGCAGCACAGCGACGCGGCCCCCGCAGCCCGCGGCACCAGGCAGGACCAGCCGCUGCCGGGCAAGGGGGACGUGGGGGCGGCGGGGGGGCCCGAGCCCCCGAUGGACUACCAUGAGGACGACAAGCGUUUCCGCAGGGAGGAGUACGAGGGGAACCUCCUGGAGGCCGGCCUGGAGCUGGAGCGGGACGAGGAGACUAAAAUUCACGGGGUUGGAUUUGUAAAAAUCCACGCGCCCUGGAACGUGCUGUGCAGAGAAGCCGAGUUUUUGAAACUGAAGAUGCCGACGAAGAAGCUGUAUCACAUUAACGAGACCCGUGGCCUCCUGAAAAAGAUCAACUCCGUGCUCCAGAAAAUCACGGACCCCAUCCAGCCCAAGGUGGCAGGGCACAGACCCCAGACCACAAAGAGACUGUCCUACCCCUUCUCCCGGGAGAAGCAGCACCUAUUUGACCUGUCUGACAAGGAUUCCUUUUUCGACAGCAAAACCCGGAGCACGAUAGUCUAUGAAAUCCUGAAAAGAACGACAUGUACCAAGGCCAAGUACAGCAUGGGGCAAGGAAAGGGAAGAAAGAAGGACUCUGCCCUUCUAAGUAAGAGGCGAAAAUGUAGUAAAUACGGUAUCACCAGCCUGCUGGCCAAUGGCGUUUACUCGGCCGCCUACCCCCUGCACGAUGGAGACUACGAAGGUGAAAACGUGGAGUUCAACGACAGAAAACUCCUGUACCAAGAGUGGGCGAGUUACGGGGUCUUCUACAAGUACCAGCCCAUCGACCUGGUCAGGAAGUACUUUGGGGAGAAGAUCGGCCUGUACUUUGCCUGGCUGGGCGUGUACACCCAGAUGCUCAUCCCCGCGUCCGUGGUGGGGAUCAUCGUCUUCCUGUACGGAUGUGCCACCGUCGACGAGAACAUCCCCAGCAUGGAGAUGUGCGACCAGAGACACAACAUCACCAUGUGCCCGCUGUGCGACAAGACCUGCAGCUACUGGAAGAUGAGCUCGGCGUGCGCCACGGCCCGGGCCAGCCACCUCUUUGACAACCCCGCCACCGUGUUCUUCUCCGUCUUCAUGGCCCUCUGGGCCGCCACCUUCAUGGAGCACUGGAAGCGGAAACAGAUGCGGCUCAAUUACCGCUGGGACCUCACUGGCUUCGAGGAAGAGGAGGAGGCCGUCAAGGACCAUCCCAGAGCCGAAUACGAAGCAAGAGUUCUGGAGAAGUCACUUAGGAAAGAAUCCAAAAGCAAAGAGAAGCGCCGGCAUAUUCCAGAGGAGUCAACAAACAAAUGGAAGCAGAGGGUUAAGACAGCCAUGGCGGGGGUGAAAUUGACAGACAAGGUGAAGCUGACCUGGAGAGAUCGGUUCCCAGCCUACGUCACCAACUUGGUCUCCAUUGUCUUCAUGAUUGCCGUGACCUUCGCCAUCGUCCUGGGAGUCAUCAUCUACAGGAUCUCCACCGCAGCCGCCUUAGCCAUGAACUCCUCCCCGUCCGUGCGGUCCAACAUCCGGGUCACGGUCACGGCCACCGCGGUCAUCAUCAACCUGGUGGUCAUCAUCCUCCUGGACGAGGUCUACGGCUGCAUAGCCAGGUGGCUCACCAAGAUUGAAGUCCCAAAGACAGAGAAGAGCUUCGAGGAGAGGCUGAUCUUCAAGGCUUUCCUGCUGAAGUUCGUGAAUUCCUACACCCCCAUCUUUUACGUGGCUUUCUUCAAAGGCAGGUUUGUCGGCCGCCCGGGUGACUACGUGUACAUUUUCCGUUCUUUCCGGAUGGAGGAGUGUGCCCCAGGGGGCUGCCUGAUGGAGCUCUGUAUCCAGCUCAGCAUCAUCAUGCUGGGCAAGCAGCUCAUUCAAAACAACCUGUUUGAGAUCGGCAUCCCGAAGAUGAAGAAGUUCAUCCGCUACCUGAGGCUCAGGCGCCAGAGCCCCCCCGACCACGACGAGUACGGGAAGAAGAGGCAGCGCUACGAGGCGGAUUACACGCUGGAGCCUUUCGCCGGCCUCACCCCAGAGUACAUGGAGAUGAUAAUCCAGUUUGGCUUUGUCACCUUGUUCGUCGCGUCCUUCCCCCUGGCCCCACUGUUCGCGCUGCUGAAUAACAUCAUCGAGAUCCGCCUGGACGCCAAAAAGUUUGUCACCGAGCUCCGCAGGCCGGUGGCCGUCAGAGCCAAAGACAUCGGUGAAGGCAAGGAAGGUCCCACUGUAUCUUGAAAUGAGAUGGAAAAUCACAAAGAUGCCUCGAAGUCCCGUUUCACACAACUUUAGUUAGAACGGCCCGUCUGUGCUCAGUGACAGAAGACACAAAGAUUGAGUGGCCUGUUAGGCAAGUUGUCACUUUCCUGAGACCAGGGCGGGACGCCAUCAGGGCAGGCGUAACCUUGCCGAACCGUGGGGGCUUCUCCGGCACCUGGCCCUGGAUCAUCCUUGUGGGAAACGCCUGUCACCCAUGGGGACAACUCAGACAGUGCCACGCUUUGAGGAUGAACCCCGGAGGGUUACGCCGGGUUUGGGGGAGGGGCCCUGACCAUUUCCUGGGGCCUUCGGUGUCAGGUCCUCCGAGGAACCUCUCGAGGAAGCUUGGGGAAAUCCUCAGUCCCGUCUACCGGAUGGGGAGACUGAGGCCAGGUAGUUAACAACGCUGGGCGGGAACCGGAGACGGGAAGCCCCCAGCGCCCCCCCACCCCCGCCCCGGUCUCCCGUUCCUGUGCACGUCCGUGAGAAGAGGCUUUGCCUGGAAAAGCUUACGUGGCACACCAAAGUCCCCAGGAGGAAAGGGCCGCUUGCCAGGCGCUCCCUGGACAGCCCUUGGGAAUUCGGGAGCCCCGUGGCGGUAAAGACAAGAGUGUGGCCUCCCCGACAAAGGCCUGAUUCUCAGGCGCCCAAAGGCCCCGGGCGAGCCCACAGCGGUGUGUGUUUGCUUUGGCCCCUUGGCUUGUCAGUGCUUCCCCUGCGGCCGCGUCCUGAAACUCGCCAACCCAUCGGGCUGAGAGGGAGCGCCUGGGCCACCUCCCCUCCCUGCCCGCCGCCAGUGAGGCUGGGACGCCCGUCUUCAUUCUUUGGCCCACGGCUCCCCUUUUCUCCCCGUUCUUACGGGUCAGCUGCUCACUUCCUGGUUCCCGUCUGCUUGGUCGGAGGCAUAAGCUGCCGGGUUUUCACGGGGUGUUUAUGGGCUCCUUCACCGUAACCUUUCCUCGAACAGGCCUCUGUGUUGCUCCCGUGAUCCGUGUGCGCCCCGAGGGGACACGCGGCCCCAGGGGCCCCCACGGCCUGCGCCCAGGCGCCAGGGGCGGCUCCGAGGGGAGGCGCUGCGGGGACCCAGCUCCCUGCCAGGGGGAACCCGGCCCCAGCUUCCCAGCCCUGACCUGUGACACCAGGCUCUUUGGAGCCUUCCUGGCGAACAGCCGCUGCCCGCGUUCAGCUCCUGGGCACCGCGUGUGGUCGGGCGAGACUGAACACCUGCCCAUCUCGUUCUCGGAAAUGGGGUUUAGCGUCCCCCGGUGCGGCGGGGACACCUUGAAGACUGAGACCGCGCCCCGCCCCCCGCCGAGAUUCUCAAGGAGCCGGAAGGUUUUCGUCUUGUAUCUGGAGCUCACUGGAGCAUCGUGUGCUCUCUACCGCGUGUGGCCGAGUAGCUCAGAGGGACGGUCAAGACGCAGACAGAGACUGACCCUGCGGGCGGGGCUGGCGUCCUGGGUUUGCUCGUCUUGAACAAGACCCCGUGAUUUCGGCACGGGGUCCCCCAGCGGAUCUCGGGUCUAGACACACAGAGACAUCCUGGGGCCCGUGGGCCGGGCUCCUCAACCCUCCCAUUGCCCAGGCUUGCCUCCUGUGGCCCGUUGGCCCGUCACCCGUCUCCUUUCCCCGCACUGCGCUCGGGUGGGUCCGCCUCCCCCGGGGAGUGCCAGGCUUACCCAUGGCCCGGCGCCUCGUCUGCGAGGCCUCCAACCCAGAGCCCGCAGGGCCAGGCGGCCACGUGAAGGAGUGAACAGCAGGCCAGAGGAUGCUCUCAUGGCAGAGAGCAGCGGGACUCCCUUCGUCCGUGACCCGUCCUCCCGCUCAGCGGGGACUGGACUUGGGAGGCUUCCGUGGUGGCUCCGGCCUGCAGAGAACAGAACCGCAGUGUGUGGCCCGGCCAGGAGGGGGCGCCCCCACAGCCAUGGCGCCGUGCCAGCCCCCGCGGACCAGAGCGGGGCUCUCUCUUUCUCAGGGGCUGCGGGUCCAGGUUUUUAAAAACACAUCAUCCUGCUUUGCAA
This is a messenger RNA of Felis catus (domestic cat), 4575 nucleotides long. It is a transcript of the gene ANO1, whose product is annotated as anoctamin 1. The record is from RefSeq and is a predicted model, not a curated record. Gene Ontology annotation, biological process: chloride transmembrane transport. Gene Ontology annotation, cellular component: plasma membrane. Gene Ontology annotation, molecular function: chloride channel activity; protein dimerization activity. The transcript is spliced from 24 exons. Lineage: Eukaryota; Metazoa; Chordata; Mammalia; Carnivora; Felidae. The coding region runs from base 86 to 2533 and encodes 815 amino acids.